Molecule: messenger RNA, 213 nt
Organism: Dovyalis caffra
Lineage: Eukaryota; Viridiplantae; Streptophyta; Magnoliopsida; Malpighiales; Salicaceae
Source: the annotation of a GenBank genome assembly
AUGCCAAAAUCUAGUGCGUUCGCUUACAGUGGCUUCUACUAUCCUCGGGUUUUUAUCAGAGGACCAUUCUCGAGCUGUGUUUUUGAAGAAAUGGCAUUCUGGGCUACACCAUCUCGAAUAAGAAUGCGAAAUAUACAUUUUGUCAACUGCCUUGAGAUAUGGAAAGAGAUUGAAACUGGUGAAAGGGCCAAGAGUCGUCUGGCAUCCAAAUGA